CUCACAGAAAUGCACUGCGAAGUCGGGUGAUGGAAUCGAUGACUCGCAAUUGACUCUUUUUUUUUUUUUCAAAUUAUAAUUUAAAUUAUAAUUUAUCACUUCGAUCAAUGGAAUUGCUUGCUAGUCCGAUAGCGCGCGUAGGUAAGUAAUGGCAAAGACAGUCACAAGGGUUGUUAUUAUAUUGGAGUCGAGUUUGAAUUGACUUGAGUCUAAAAUAAAAAAAAAGAAUACUAAAAAAGAAUCGCGUAUGAGAUUCCAAUGUGGUCGGCCGUGGCCGUUUAUAGGCAGCGCAUCAUUCAGUCAAUCUUGUAGAAGUUUCUAUUCUUUCUCUAACUUUCCAACAAGAGCCACUCCUACAACCACCACUACCAAAACAACUGCAAACAAUUUACUUUACCCGCCUUGUUACUCCACAUCCACUCAACGAUCGUCAUCCUUUUUCGUUUGUUCUUCUUUUCCUUCUUUUUCUUCUUAUCAUUGUUCUUCUUUAAACCCCUACCGAUUCUCGACCCUUAGUACUAGAUCUUACAUCACCCCCGCCAUCAUGGGUGACCCCAAGUGGACCGGCGUAGGGGUUCGUAAGACUUUCCUCGAGUAUUUUGAGCAAAAAGGACACACGAUAGUGCCCUCAUCGUCGGUUGUCCCUCACAAUGACCCCACCUUACUCUUCACCAAUGCGGGCAUGAACCAGUUCAAGCCCAUAUUCCUCGGAACUGUUUCUAGUACAGAUGAUAUGUCCAAGCUGAAGCGUGCCGUCGACACUCAAAAGUGUAUUCGCGCUGGUGGCAAGCAUAAUGACCUCGACGAUGUCGGCAAAGACAGCUAUCACCAUACCUUCUUCGAGAUGCUGGGUAACUGGUCCUUUGGUGAUUACUUCAAGAAAGAGGCGAUAGAGUGGUCCUGGGAGCUUCUUACCCAGGUCUAUGGCUUAGAUCCCGAGAGACUAUACGUCACUUACUUCGAAGGAAAUCCCGCCAUGAACCUCGAGCCCGAUUUGGAGGCCAAGGACUUGUGGAAGUCUGUUGGUGUGCCCGAGGAUCACAUUUUGCCUGGCAACAUGAAGGACAACUUUUGGGAGAUGGGUGAUCAGGGCCCAUGUGGUCCUUGCAGCGAAGUCCACUACGACAAGGUCGGCGGCCGAAAUGCUGCGCACUUGGUCAACCAAGACGACCCCUUAGUGGUAGAGAUAUGGAAUAACGUGUUUAUUCAAUUCGAUCGCCAAAAGGACGGGUCGCUCAAGUCAUUGCCGGCGAAGCACGUCGAUACUGGUAUGGGUUUCGAGCGAUUAGUGUCUGCCCUCCAAAACAAGGAUUCCAACUACGCAACCGACAUUUUCGCCCCUCUGUUCGACAAGAUCCAGGAAGUCACAGGAGCUCGCCAGUAUACUGACAAGUAUGGUAAAGACGACGAGGAUGGUAUUGACACUGCCUACCGUGUAGUUGCGGACCAUAUACGAUUACUCGCCUUCGCCAUCUCUGAUGGAGCCUCACCAAACAAUGAAGGUAGAGGUUAUGUCGUUCGCCGUGUGCUUCGAAGAGGCUCACGAUACGCAAGAAAAUACUUCAACGCCGAGAUAGGCUCUUUCUUCUCCAAGAUCCUCCCAGCGCUGGUUGAUCAGAUGGGCGAGCAGUUCCCAGAGAUCGUUAAAAAGCAACAGGAUAUCAAGGAGAUACUAGAUGAGGAAGAGGAGGCGUUUGCCCGUACAUUGGACCGUGGAGAGAAGCAAUUUGAGAAGUACGCAGCUCUGGCAGUCAAAAACGGAUUGAAGAAGCUCUCUGGGGCAGAUGUCUGGAGACUUUACGAUACCUUUGGUUUCCCAGAAGAUUUAACCAAACUCAUGGCCGAAGAGCGGGGCCUGGAGACGGACGAGGAAGAGAUUUCUGUUGCCAGAGAAAAGGCCCGAGAGGCCAGCAAGGCUAUUAAGGAGUCCGUUCAGACCUUUGCGAAGCUGAACGUUCACCAGAUUGCCGAAUUAAAAGACAAGUUGCAGGUACCCGUUCCUAAUGAUGAACCCAAGUUUGUUAAGGGCGACACAACCGGUCAUAUCCAACUCAUUUACACUGGCACCGACUUUAUCAAAUCAACCAAGGAUCUUCCACCGAACACACCCUUCGGUCUCUUACUCGAUCGAACUAACUUCUACGCCGAACAAGGUGGUCAGGUCUUCGACACUGGAAGAAUUGUCAUUGACGAUGUUGCCGAGUUUGAAGUGCACGAUGUCCAGCAAUUCGGAGGAUAUAUAGUCCACAAUGGAGUUUUGAAGUACGGAGAACUCAAUGCUGGUGACGAGGUUAUUUGCGAAUACGACGAACUGAGGAGACAGCCUAUUCGUAACAACCACACGGGAACACAUAUCCUCAAUCACUCUCUCCGAGAAGUGUUAGGUGAUGAAGUGAACCAAAAGGGUUCACUGGUCGACCAAGACAAGCUCCGUUUCGACUUCUCUCACAAGACGGCAGUCACGCUUCAAGAACUUGAAAAGAUCGAGCACAUGUCGAACGAAUACAUCCGACAGAACUGUAAGGUAUUCUCGAAGGAUGUGGAGCUCGAUGUGGCAAAGAAGAUUAAUGGCGUUCGCGCCGUCUUUGGCGAAACGUAUCCCAACCCGGUCCGAGUGGUGUCCGUUGGUAUCGACGUUGACAUGUUGCUCGAGGCCCCCGAGAACAUUGAAUGGCGAAAGGUCAGUGUGGAGUUUUGUGGUGGCACUCAUGUCGACCAAACCGGCAUCAUCAAGGAUUUAGUAAUCGUCGAGGAGAGCGGUAUUGCCAAAGGUAUUCGCCGUAUUGUCGCCUACACUGGAGAGGCUGCGCAUGCCGUGCAGCGUGAGGCCAAAGAGUUCGCUAAGCGCAUCUCGGACAUCGAGGCCCUUCCAUUCGGCCCCGAAAAGGAGUCUGAGGUUAAGCAGGCGACAGUCGAUCUCAGCAACCUCGUCGUAUCCGCCCUCACUAAGGAGGAACUAAAGACGCGAUUUACAAAGGUGGUUAAGUCCGUCGUAGAUGAGCAGAAGAAGCGACAGAAAGCGGAGAGCAAGACCGCGCUCGACGCCGUCACUGGCCACUUUAGCAAGGAUGAGAACAAGGAGGCUAAGUACUUCGUUGGGCAUCUACCCAUCUCUGCUAACACAAAGGCGGUUGCCGAUGUCAUGAACCACUUUAAGAGCAAGGAUAAGGAGAGAACGGUGUACAUCUUCGGUGGUAGCAAGGAUGAAGGCACCGUCGUUCACGGUGUUUAUGUUGGCACACAUCUUGCAUCGCAAGGCGUCACUGCUGAGAAGUGGGCCGCAGCAGUCACAGAAGUGGUCGGCGGCCGGUCUGGUGGCAAGGAGCCUACACGCCAGGGCCAGGGAACAAACGCAGAUAAGAUCGAGGAGGCGGUCGCGGUGGCGGAGAAGUGGCUCGCAGAGAAGCUCAAGAUCUAGAUUGUGAAACCUCCCACUGAGGAUCUCAGACCUUUACAAUUAGGUACCUACCUUACCUAGUCCACCUACAUAUAUCCCGGCUCAGCUUCUCUCCACUUUGCUUGGUUCUCGCACACGCUUCCCCUCUCCCUGUACAGUGAUUUAUACCCGCGUAGGUUAGUGCAGAUAGGAUAAGGCAACAGGUUGGUCUAGUCCAAGGAUGAGAGAUAGGGGCUAUUAGGUGAGAAUUUCGGACAGUACCUACAUAAAACGGGAAUGCUGUCACAGGGCCGGCCUACCAACCAACCGCAAUGCGGUUCUUGUUAAGUACCUGCUUAAGUUAGGUUAGGCGAGGUGAGAUGCACACUGUAUAUGAUAAAGACCUCCCACCAUAACAAAAACGUGCCGUCAAAGUCUUAGACUAUAUCAUGCUUGCCAAUCAUGAGAUUUCUACGCUACGUCGUGUGGGUAAAAUCGGACUAGGUUAGGUAGAUAUAUAGAUAGAUAGAUAACAAACAAGUAAAAUAUCUUACCCC
Hypoxylon fragiforme is the source of this 3933-nucleotide messenger RNA. Its product is annotated as tRNA synthetases class II (A)-domain-containing protein. Gene Ontology annotation, biological process: tRNA modification; alanyl-tRNA aminoacylation. Gene Ontology annotation, molecular function: amino acid binding; ATP binding; nucleic acid binding. The coding region runs from base 248 to 3418 and encodes 1056 amino acids. NCBI's taxonomy places the organism in Eukaryota, Fungi, Ascomycota, Sordariomycetes, Xylariales, Hypoxylaceae. Gene Ontology annotation, cellular component: mitochondrion; cytoplasm. The transcript has 6 exons. The record is from RefSeq and is a predicted model, not a curated record.